AUGUUCGUCCCUCGCCGCGCCCUCUUCGCCGCCCGAAGACUCCCCACCACCUUUCGUCCAAUUGCACGAUACGCUACCGAAGCAUCAGACGUCACGCUGCAAAAGCCUGAAGAAGAUGUUACACAAGUGAAGCAAGAAGACGUCGUUACAAAGCCCAAAUACACUACCAGAGCUAAAGCUGCACCUUCGACUGCGUCUGCCAAGUCGCCAACUGCAAGAUCUACACCGGCAGCCGCAUCUACAAAGUCUACAUAUGCGCCCAAGACGUUUCCUCCAAAGCCCACGGCAAGCAGCAAGAGUGCUAAGCCGGAGAGCCCACACAAGCCUGUUACGGUGUCGAAGAGCAUUCUAAGCGAGACUAGCGAGACGAACACGGAGAACACAGAGCACAUCAAUUGGGAGACGAGCUGGUAUGGCCUUGGUGUGAAGGCUGUUACUCCUGAGCAGAGUGAGAUUCUCGCACGACCAGUUGAUGCUGAAGAUGUGGAGGUCAAGCCCGAUGGUAUCAUCUACUUGCCAGAAGUCAAGUACCGACGACGGCUGAAUGAGGCCUUUGGACCGAUGGCUUGGGGAAUGGUCCAUCGUGGGGAAGUCGUUAUCGGUAACCAGAUCGUGACGCGUGAAUACGCUCUCAUCGUAAACGGCCGAAUCGUCUCCCAAUCGCAGGGCUACAACAAUUACUUCAGCCCCGAAUCUAUCCCCGCCGCUAUUGAGGGUGCCAAGUCAAACGCCCUGAUGCGUUGCUGCAAGGAUCUCGGUAUCGCCUCUGAACUCUGGGAUCCUGUGUAUAUCCGCUGGUUCAAAAAGCAUUACAUAGAGGAAAAAUGGGUCGAGCACACGGUCACUAAGAAGAAGAGGACUUUCUUUUACAAGAAGGGUCUUGCUGAGGCAACGUACCCUUACAAGUUUUGUUAG
Molecule: messenger RNA, 915 nt
Organism: Fusarium proliferatum ET1
Lineage: Eukaryota; Fungi; Ascomycota; Sordariomycetes; Hypocreales; Nectriaceae
Product: putative MGM101-mitochondrial genome maintenance protein
Exons: 2
Coding region: 1-915 (304 amino acids)
Biological process (GO): interstrand cross-link repair; recombinational repair
Cellular component (GO): mitochondrial chromosome; mitochondrial nucleoid
Molecular function (GO): single-stranded DNA binding
Source: RefSeq, a predicted model, not a curated record